Messenger RNA from Cannabis sativa, 865 nucleotides. RefSeq lists its product as uncharacterized. Bases 149 to 772 code for a protein of 207 amino acids. NCBI's taxonomy places the organism in Eukaryota, Viridiplantae, Streptophyta, Magnoliopsida, Rosales, Cannabaceae. The transcript has a single exon. The record is from RefSeq and is a predicted model, not a curated record.
UGGACCUCAUUUAGGCAAUUGAAAACAAGAUAAGGAUAUGAAAAGAGCAGCAAAUAGCAGCCACAAACUAAAAAAAGCUAAUCUGAUGGUAUGACACCGCAUUGUACCAAAACAGAACAGUGAGCUCAUUAAUCUGCUGAGGGUCAAAAUGUGUAGCUUGAAAUCCCAAUUCAACCUUCUCAGGUGCACCAAUCUUACCAAUUCUAUCUCAAUUCGUCCACCACUCUUCCCAAUCUCACACCAAAAGUACCACACAAAUCCACGCGCUGCCUCAUCUUUGCUUUCAAAAGUUAGUAUUACCAUUCAGAGACACACUGCGCCACAAUGCACAGCCAAAUCAGAUGAUAUCAUCAACAAUACAAUUUUAAUCCAAGAAGUUGACCCCAGAUGCCAAAAUUUGUCAAAGGGUCAAAAUAUGGCUCAUGUUUGUACAAAUGAGAUAGACUAUUCAAGGUCUUUAAUAGUUGGGGCGGUUUCUGUUGGAGUUCUGCUGUUUCUGAUGGGAUUGGAUGACCAAAAGGCAUUAGCUUUAGGUCCAGAAGGGCCACUGGCUGAAGAGUUUUGGGACAACGUAAGAAGAUAUGCACUUUAUGCUCUCACUGUCAGUACUGGAGCUCUAUACACCAUCUUCUUGCCUAUAUUUGAGUUAUUGAAAAAUCCCAUUUCUGCAAUUCUCAUUUUGGCCAUUCUUGGGGGAGGAUUCUACCUAGUUUCCCAAGUGGUUUCUGCUAUGGUUGGUGUCACUGAUUUUUCUUAUGAUUAUAGUUAUUAAUUAGCUAGGCUUAUCUUGUUUUCUGUUUUAAUUUUCAAUACUAGCAAAAACAUAAAGUUUAAUAAUAUCAGAGCUGUCAAUUUUGCCUUUUAA